Messenger RNA from Danio aesculapii, 2672 nucleotides. Its product is annotated as C3a anaphylatoxin chemotactic receptor. Gene Ontology annotation, biological process: phospholipase C-activating G protein-coupled receptor signaling pathway; complement receptor mediated signaling pathway; inflammatory response. Gene Ontology annotation, molecular function: G protein-coupled receptor activity; complement receptor activity. The coding region runs from base 194 to 1258 and encodes 354 amino acids. The transcript has 3 exons. NCBI's taxonomy places the organism in Eukaryota, Metazoa, Chordata, Actinopteri, Cypriniformes, Danionidae. Gene Ontology annotation, cellular component: plasma membrane. The record is from RefSeq and is a predicted model, not a curated record.
AAGAAAUGGGAGAAAAUGCUUUAGACAGAGAGAGGGAGAGCAGCUGGAAGUAAUGUCAAUGAACCCAUCGCUUUUUUAUUUGUCUGCAUGCCGAUCAAGACAACGUAGGAAUCACAUUCACAAAUAACAGUACUAUGCAGUGGUGUUUCUUCAAAGACUGAAUCACUGAGCAAGAAUUCAUUCAGACUGAAGAAUGGCCUUCAAUACAACUCUUCACACGCACUCCCACUCUGAUGUAUCAAUCCACCCUGAGAAAUCAACACUGGACAUCGAUGCCAUUAUGGAAAAUAUUACCAUUGUCCUAUACACCAUUACCAUCAUCUUUGGCAUCAGCGGGAACUCUGUGGUCAUCUGGGUGGCAGGUUUUCGCCUUAAACCCAACGUCAGUAACGUUUGGUUGGUCAAUCUCGCAGUAGCAGAUCUGAUCUUCUGCUUCACCCGAAUCAUUUCACUCAUCAAAAACCUCUUCUUUGACUACUGGCCUUUUGGAAUCUUUCUCUGCAAGUUCAAUGGUUUCUUUAAGUACGCCAACAUGUUCUGCAGUGUUUUUCUUCUGGCUGUCAUCAGUGUGGAUCGAACGCUCUGCGUCUGGUGUCCGGUGUUCACCAGGAAACGACGGACAAUAUGUGCUGCUCGUGUUGUCAGUGUGGGAGUUUGGAUCGUGGCUGUGAUCUUUAGUUCUCCAUACUUUGUUUACCGGCAGGUCUACCUUGGUGACAAAAACUUGAGCAAGUGCUCCCUGGAGGUGAAAGAAUCGUCAAAGGGCGACAAUUCGGCAAAGAACGCCCUGUACAGCAUUCGCUUCUUGUGUGGAUUCCUGUUGCCUUUCCUGGUCAUCCUGUGCUGCUACGUUCUAGCUGCUAUUGGGAUACGCAGAGCAAGGUUUUCUGGCAAAUCGAAGCCCCUGCGGAUUCUCGCUGCAUUAGUGGUCGCCUUUUUCCUGUGCUGGGCCCCAUACCACUGCCUGCUGCUCGCCAAGAUGGUGGACAAGAAAAGCCAAGUAGUCAAAGUGGGCCUGCCUAUUGCUAAGGGCAUUGCGUAUUUCAACAGCUGUGUCAACCCGCUGCUCUAUUUCUGCAUGGGACUCAAUCUUCGGCAAAACUUUAGGCAAAGCAUAUCAGGGAUUUAUCGCCGAGCGCUUAUGGAAGAAGUGCCCACUGUACAGUCUCAGGAAGGCACCAGGGAUGAAAGCUGUAAUUCCCUUUCGAAGUCUACAGGACUUAAUCGAGGUCGACCUAGGCGGUUGGCUAAAGUUUAAAAGAGUUUUAUUGUAAUCUUACUUUUGUUAUUUAGCAGUGACAGUCAGCUGGAAAAUUGUACAGGGAAGACUGAUCAAAUCAAUGUGAAAGAGUUAUUUUAUCUGACAUUUAAGCAUUAAGACUAUCAACCCAGGCUCAUUCUGAAAAUAUACCUCCUAUAUACAUUUCUGGACACCACGAAAUGCGUCCCAGGAGCUAAGUUUUUUUGCAGUUCUUGUUUUUGCGAAUCCAUAAGAGGACACUGUCUACGCUUUUUGAGAUCUCAAAUUUCUUUCGCAAGUGCCAUUCACGCCUGUUGUUCUUGCGUAAAACCACCAGAGGCCGCUGUUGAGUGACUGUUUGACUGACUGAAUGACUGACUGACUGAAAGAUUAACUGACCCAUCGAUCUCCUUCCCUAAACUCAACCAAUUUUAUUGAUUAACCCGCUCACCCACUUUCCUAAACCCAACCAAAAAUUUUCAAAAGCAAUCCAGAGAAAGAACCACGUUUUCAGAUUUGACCACAUUCUCACUCUGUUAUGUACUUGUUUAUUUUAUUUUUUUGUUUUUGUCUUACCUGCUUUCUGAAACCGUUCUUCACCAAACUUGAACCCUGUCAUCAUGGUCAACUCCUCUUACAGCAGGAAAGCUGUUCAUACGGAGGUAAGCGGUCAGCUGUAAGCACGAAAAGGAGCGCCGUCAUACCGCCCCAUAGCAUUCUUUAAAAAAUGAAAUGCAGCCAUAUGGACCUAUCGCUACUUAAUUCGCGAUCUCCAGAGAUGUAUAUAGGGCUACGUUUCCAGAAUGAGCCUAUAUUGAAGACUAUCUAUACCUGAUUCUGUACAUAUACCUGGAUGAAGAACUUUAUCAUGAAAAAACAUGGAAUAUUCACCCAGAUUCUGUCAUAAUUUACUCUCCCUUAACUUGUGUAAAACCUGUUUGACUUUUUUUUUGUCUGUUGAACAAAAAGGAAGAUAUUUUUUGAAGAAAUCUUGCAACCUGAUACUGUUGACUUCCAUAGUAUUUGUUUUUUUCUUGCUAUGGAAGUCAAUACUGGAUUUUCGGCUUUCUUUAAAAUAUCUCCUUUAAUUUACAACUGGUAAAAGAAAGAUGUAAAGCUAAGGAACUACUUGAGGAAGUAAAUAGUAAGUAAAUUGUUAUUUUUGCGUGAACUACCCCUUUAAAAAACAUAAAUAAUAACCUUGUACUGUAUAUAUAGAGAGUCAUUUUGAUAAAUGUGAUUUCUUUUUCAUAAUUCGCACAUGAGGUCAAAAACAGUUUACAAAGCCUGUUUCUAUGAUACUAAAGCGAGCAACUGUGUAUUUCUUCACAGCAAACCAAUAAACUGUGGUCAGGUUUCCUGAAAAAAAAAAGUCUCUGUAGAUUAAUACACUUCUUCCACUUCAAGAACCACAGACUUUUGUUCCUCUUUU